Molecule: messenger RNA, 690 nt
Organism: Radiomyces spectabilis
Lineage: Eukaryota; Fungi; Mucoromycota; Mucoromycetes; Mucorales; Radiomycetaceae
Exons: 4
Coding region: 34-531 (165 amino acids)
Biological process (GO): mitochondrion organization
Cellular component (GO): mitochondrion; nucleus
Source: RefSeq, a predicted model, not a curated record
CCCUAACUCUUUUCUGCUAAUCAUAUUAUAAUCAUGGCUCGAUCAAGACAAACCCGACGUGCUGGCCCUACUCAGCAAACCCGUAGUGCUCACACUGUGCCUCAACGUCAAGCGCCUCCUCAGCAACAACAUCGUCCGCAGCAACAUCAAAUGGCACCUACCACUCAGCAUACUCCUGCGGUGGCUCAACCUUCUCAAGGUCCCGGUCUGUUUGGUCAAAUGGCAUCCACUGCCGCUGGUGUCGCUGUUGGUUCUACUAUUGGUCACACGAUGGCAAACGGUAUCUCUUCCUUAUUUGGAGGCGGCCGAUCUGAACAGCCUGCUCAACAAGCCGAAGCUCCUCCUCAGCAAUAUCCUUCGGACCAGUAUCAGCAACCCGCUUAUCAGCAGCAACAGCCUGCUGCCAAUGCCUGCGAAGCCGAUGCCAAGGCCUUUAUGAAAUGUCUCGAGUCCAAUUCAAAUGAUAUCUCAGCUUGCCAAUGGUAUCUGGAUAAUCUCAAGGCAUGUCAAGCAGCUGCCUCGCAGUAUUAGAUUUUUGCCGGCAACACCUUGAAGAAUCGAAACGAGUAUUUCCCUGUUUUCUUCAUUAGAACGAACUCUGUUUAGUAAUUCCUUUAUUCGUUUUGAAUAGUUUGUAUCCCUUUUUUCCCUCUGUAUGACAGAAUCUUGCACAUACAUAAACAACUGUGA